This is a messenger RNA of Symbiodinium sp. CCMP2456, 1041 nucleotides long. Lineage: Eukaryota; Dinophyceae; Suessiales; Symbiodiniaceae. The record is from the annotation of a GenBank genome assembly.
AUGCCAGGUCUAGUGGUGGGUGCCGCGCUGGCGAGCCUUCUGUGGCUCCCCGUGGUUUGCCUGCUGGGCUUCAGGGAGCCAACCCCGGGCCAAAGAGCCCUGGGGGCCGUGUCCUUCCAGAGCAAGGAGAGCCAAUUGAAUGACAGGCCGGUGAUCGCCAUCCUGGCCAGCAAUUGUGGCAUCCUCUACAACUGCAGCUCCUACAUCCCUGCGUCGUAUGUGCAUCUGCUGGAGCAAGGCGGAGCCCAGGUGGUGCCUCUGCAUCCCGAGAUGCCUGACGACGAGUUUGACCAUGUCCUCGCCCACGUCAACGGCGCCAUGACGAUUGGAGGUUUCUUUGACCUGAAUGGUACGGCAGAGUACCACAUCAGGAAGCUUUACGACCACGCGCUCAAGCUAGCCAAGGGCGGCGAGGUGUUCCCUCUCUGGGCAACCUGUGUCGGUAUACAUGAUGUGGCUCAAAUGGCCACCGGCGUGGUCUAUGGCGAGUUCCUCCACCGCACCUCCGCAGACAACCUCGCGCUACCCCUGCGCUUCACGGGUGUUCAGGAGAGGGAGCUUUUCGACGAGUCGUCGUUCCCAGGGUCUGCGGUCUAUCGCCAGUGGCUGCAAGACGCAGCGCUGACCUUCCACCACCAUCUCUGGGGCAUCCGUCCCGAGACUUUUCAGCGAUUCCAGGCGCUGCGCGACUCCUUUGAGAUAGUCGCAACCGCCGUAGAUCGCAAUGGCCAGGAGUUUAUAGCGCUCAUGCAGGGGCGCCAUCACGCCAUCUUCGCUUCAGCCUUCCACCCAGAAAAACCCGCCUUCGAGUGGGGGCUGCACAGAACGGGCCUGCUCCAGAACACGCAGAUUCCGCACUCGCGCCGAGCAAUCCUGGUGAACCUCCACUUUGGUGCUGCCUUCGUCCAGCAGGCUCGGCAGAACCUCCGGAAGUUUCUGCCCGGAGAGCUGUCAAAGCGCCUGAUCUACAACCAUCGCGUGGACUAUACCGCGCGCUUUCCGGAGCUCAUCCGCUACUUUGAGCAGAGCUACAUCUUCUGA